Fundulus heteroclitus (mummichog) is the source of this 2467-nucleotide messenger RNA. RefSeq names its product spindlin-1. The transcript has 5 exons. Lineage: Eukaryota; Metazoa; Chordata; Actinopteri; Cyprinodontiformes; Fundulidae. Gene Ontology annotation, biological process: gamete generation. Bases 180 to 887 code for a protein of 235 amino acids. The record is from RefSeq and is a predicted model, not a curated record.
UGCUGGGAACUAGAGUCUCCUCCCCCCCGCGAUCAACCAGCCAGAGCUAGCUCCAAUUUUUCCAUAGGUUUCGCAAGAUCUCCCCGAGCGGGUUGGCGUGUGGCAAGAUUUAUCCGCCAUACCAACCGAACAGUACUGACAUGAAAUCUGCUUAAAGGAACCUUUGAACUUCCGGAGGCAUGUCCAAGAAAAGGGGCAGAAAGCGGAGCAGUGGGGAGCUGAGUGACGCGGUAACCCCGGACCCCAACUCCAUCCUGGGCCUGCGCAUCCAGCAUAACUGGCGGGAGAAGGGGAACCAAAGCAAGUGGAAGGGAACGGUGCUGGACAGGCUCAGCGUGAAUCCCUCCCUCUUCAUGGUGAAGUACGACGGCUUCGACUGCGUCUAUGGCAUCGAGCUGUUCAGGGACGAGAGAGUGUCCAACCUGCAAGUCCUGUCCGAGAACAUCGUGAACAACAAAGUGAAGAUCCCAGCAGGGGCGGAGGAACUCGUCGGCAAAGCAGUGGAGCAUUUGUUUGAAAAGGAAGAUGGAGAGAAGAAUGAGUGGAGAGGCAUGGUCCUCUCCCGAGCUCCAGUCAUGACAAACUGGUAUUAUAUAACUUAUGAAAAGGACCCAGUUCUCUAUAUGUACCAGCUGUGGGAUGACUACGCAGACGGAGACCUCAGGAUUCUGCCUGAAGCAGAGAACAAGCACCUGUUGCCCGCGGACAGAAAGCCGGGAGAAGAGACGGAAAGUCUGGUGGGGAAACAAGUGGAGUACGUUACCGACAAGGGAGUGAAGAGAACAGGCCUGGUCAUCUACCAGGUCCCAGCCAAGCCCUCAGUGUACUAUAUCAAAUAUGACGAUGACUUUCAUAUUCAUGUCUAUGACCUGGUCAAAACCCCCUAGACAUAGUGGACGCUUUUAUUUUUGUCUUAAGCCCCCUCUUUUUUUUUUUUUUUUCCAUCUGCUUUUGUUCUGCUCAUUAAGUUAUUCAAAGCCAUGAAGCGUGGAGGAGAGCUGACCUGCUUUAUUUGUUAACAAGCCUGUGCAAUAUUCAUUUCUAUGCGUAGCAGAACAGUAGCGCUGCUAUGGUUGUUUUUUUGUUUCGAUUUUUUUUUUUUUUUCAAAGGGGUGACUGUCUUAUUGUAUAAAUUUACCCAUGGACAGUACAGGAUUGGGCUGUCGUCGCCUGUGCAGGUAUCUUUACGUCGGUGCCAUCGAUCACUCUGUCAAGUGGUUCUGACUUUGAAAGCUGAGCAAGAUGUCUUAUAGUUGCACUUUUUUCAGGUCGUUCUUUUAAACUUGUUACACAAAAAGUGUCUGUAGUCAAAGCUUUAAUUUGCUGUUCGUACCAGAAGACAUCAGUGGGAAACAGCCUUGCAGAGGCACCUUUAUUUGUCCCAUAUACUGCUAAAUGCCAAUAUUCCCUUGCUCCAUUGCACUCUUAUCUAGCAUCGCAACGUUUCUAGUUGUGCUGUAUUCACUGGCUGCAGACUACAUUAUGUGAGUACAGCCAGGCUUUUUUUUUUCGUUGAUGUUGUGCAGGAAGGUUUUAAAUAUGCUUUAAAUCCUAAUAAAGCACUUUUGAUGUUGCAAGGGAGAUGCUAAAAUAGUCUAAUUUAAAACGCACAGUGAUAAAGUGCCUUCAUACAGGUCACAAUUUGGCAAUACUAUACUUACCAUCUCUCUGAACUGCUAAAUGCUAUUUUGUUAAGCUUAAAGGACAAACGGCUUGAGGAAAGCUCUGGAUCAGUUUGCAAUCCUGACAUUUAGCUCUUUGGUCGUAAAAAACGUAUUCUUCAAAUGUAACCUGCUUUAUCGUUGCUGUUGUGAGCUCACCGUUGAUGUUGUGUGCAGCACUUUACCAUAUAAAGUUUACGUGGUUAGGUUGUAGUAUGGUAUUAUACUUUCCGCUAAAUGUUCUGAAGAAACAGUACGCAUGAAGGAAAGAAAAAAAUCUAUAACGCUGCAAUACGUUCAGAUGACAGUAUUUAAUCUGUAAUAUUUGUGUAUAAUUCCCUAUAUUUUUUUCUUUGAGGUAAUCGGCUAAAACAAUGUAUAAGUAUCUAUCUCUGAUUUUAGUUUUUUUUUUAAAAGGGGCUUAUAGUCUUCAAAGACAUGCUUGCAGAGCAGGUUUUCAUCCACUUUUAAUUCUUGAAACUGAGCUUUAUGUAUCCUUUCGAUAACUUUGCGUUUGGGUCAAAACUCUGGUUGCAUCCCCUGAACAGUGCCUGCGAGUUUUUGAAACGUCUCCAUAUAGGCUGGGAAUGACCAUGUAUUGCUAGGUUCAAUUCUGUUGUUGCAUUUGACUAAAAAAAAAAAAAAACACACACUAUGCAUCACUGUUGGCUGUGCUGUAGUGUUUGUUGUGCAACCUCAAGUCAUAAAUAACUGCUUUAAGUUUUCUCCUCUGGUUCUGAAGUUGUAGCAGAAUCCAAACGACGGUUCAUGUCAUCGUUCUGUUGUAAUAAAGAGUUUUGCACAUC